CUGUAGAUGGCUUGCUUAUCUAAGUAAUUCAUCACAGCAGAGUAGGUUGGUGCACUGAAUGCCUGGUUAUGCUGAGAGGCGGAGAAUGAGAGCUGUGUGUAGCCAAGUCUACCACUCUGUCAGUAGCCAGAUACAGCAUAGGCUACCUUACGCAGGGAGCCGCACUCACUGCCGCUUGCGCUCUCUAAUUAUUGCCUAAAGGGGACUGGACUACUCCCUGAAAUCUCACGGAAAGACGAGAUCAAAUUCGCUACCCAAAGAGGAAGAACAGCUGAGGCUGCCUGGAGAUUGAAACCUCCCCAUGACUGCCUGAUGACCAAGAGAUGUGGUCGUGAUCUCUGUUCCACUGGCAGAGCUUUUCACUAAGCAAGUGAGUUCCUGAUUCUUCUGCUCUGUCCUAACGUCAGAUGUCAACGACCACAGAAAAUGGAGUGGGAGGGUCUCGAAACACGAGCGGAGAGAAAACAUACAAGAAGACCACAUCGUCAGCCCUGAAGGGGGCCAUCCAGUUGGGCAUCGGCUACACAGUGGGCAACCUGACCUCCAAACCUGACAGAGAUGUUCUCAUGCAGGACUUCUAUGUGGUGGAGAGCGUCUUCCUGCCAAGCGAGGGGAGCAACCUGACACCGGCUCACCACUACCCAGACUUCCGCUUCAAAACCUACGCCCCGCUGGCCUUCCGCUACUUCCGGGAGCUCUUCGGGAUCAAACCAGAUGACUACCUGUACUCCAUCUGUAAUGAGCCUCUGAUUGAGCUGUCCAACCCCGGGGCCAGCGGCUCUCUGUUCUACCUGACCAGCGAUGACGAGUUUAUCAUCAAAACCGUCCAGCACAAAGAGGCUGAGUUUCUCCAGAAACUUCUCCCAGGUUACUACAUGAACCUGAACCAGAACCCACGCACCCUGCUGCCUAAGUUCUACGGCCUGUACUGCAUCCAGUCUGGAGGCGUCAACAUCCGGCUGGUGGUGAUGAACAACGUGCUGCCGCGCUCCGUCAAGAUGCACUACAAGUACGACCUGAAGGGCUCCACCUACAAGAGACGUGCCUCCAGGAAGGAGAGGGAGAAGGCCUGUCCCGUCUACAAGGACCUGGACUUCCAGGACAUGCAUGAAGGGCUCUACUUCGACGCUGACACCUACAAUGCCUUGAUGAAGACCCUGCAGAGAGACUGCCGGGUGUUGGAGAGCUUUAAGAUCAUGGACUACAGUCUGCUCCUGGCCGUGCAUGUCCUGGACCAGAGCCCAAAGGAGGCGGGCGAGCCGGGCCAGGCAGGGGGGGACGGCAAGCGGCCCGUGGCCCAGAGGGUCCUCUACUCCACAGCCAUGGAGUCUAUCCAGGGGGACGGCAAGGCUGCCGAGGCCCACACCACAGACGACACGAUGGGUGGAAUUCCUGCGAAAUCACACAAAGAAGAGAAGCUACUUAUUUUCCUGGGCAUCAUCGACAUCCUGCAAUCCUACCGAUUCAUUAAGAAGUUGGAGCACUCGUGGAAGGCCCUGGUCUACGACGGCGACUCUGUCUCAGUGCACAGGCCCGGUUUCUAUGCCAACCGAUUCCUCAAGUUCAUGAGCACUUCGGUGUUCCGGAAGACUCAGACCAUUCGGUUCUCCCCUUCUAAGAGAGCACGUACGUCCAUCCCUGCUCUGAAGUCAUUCUCUCAGGAAAUCCUGUCUUCUCAGAAGGAGGAGAACGAGGAGGAGAGUCGGGACAGGCUGGGAGGAGCACGCAGUCUGGCUAGUCUAGAGGGACAAGUGUUUGGCUCCUACCUGCGUCCUGACCUUGUCCCUGCCACCCCGUCCUUCUACGAGGGCUCCUCCAUGGGAACCAUCUCCUCCUCCAUCUGUGUCAACCUGGAGACCCAGUCUGAAGACAGGGACGACAUGGCGUCCAGCUCCACAUUCACCCUGGAGGACAGCGCCAUCUGUCUGACGUCAGAGCAGAGCACCAUGGACGUAGAGGUGGACAUGGACCCGGACGACGGCUCAGUGCUCGACAUCUACUUAUGAAAGGUGAGGCUUACAGACAACCAUUUUACUUUUGUCAUCUGACAAUCGCUACACUCCAUUGGACAGGGCUCCUUUGACUCCACCCCCAGCGCUGCUAGAUCCACUCUGUUGCCAAAACACAAAGGACUGGGAUGCUCACAUCUGAUAGGUUGAUGGACUGAAACAAGACACAGUGAUUGACAUCCAUUGGAAUUACAUGACAUUCCAUAAUUAAUGUGAUCAAUUUCAGACCCAACCGCUUCUUAGAGCAUGUCAGAGAAGUCCUUUAUUUUCUUUUUGUAGAAUAUUCCUUUUUCCAUGGCCUAUAAAUUAAUAUAUAUUUAGAAAAAGUAUAGAAAUAAACAUUUCUUUGAAUGUUUUAAUUUUCCUACUGACCAGAAGUGACUCUUUAAAGUUAUAGCACUUGCUUUGUAGUAGCUGGUUGGAUGAACGUUUACAUUGACAGCAGCAUCUUGGCCGUUGCAGAAGUGUCACGGAAAACAAGGCUAAUAUGGAUGAGCCUGGACUCAUUAUGCUGUAAAUGGAACAGAUACAUUCUGAAACCGCCGAGGCCAACUCUAAAGACUCAUUGGCUGGUAUGUUGAAGGUAGCUAACCAACCACCUUGCUAUUAAGUCCUGAUUGGAAUGAAGUAAAGGAGCAGUUUGAAGGCAGCAGGUGAAGGUCUGCUGUUCCCUGCUGUUGACCUGAGAGAGGCUCAGUGUUACUGGUUCUCCAGCUCCAUGGAGGAAGCACAGAGGUGGAGGACGGUGAUAUGCACUCGCUCCUGUCAAAAUGGCACUUUGGAUGUUAGUUUUGAAUACUGUAAGAACUAUUUUUCUUGAAUGUUGGGUAUAGGUGAUCACCAAACCUAAACACAGUUUUGGAUCGGUGGAAUAUGCACAUUUUUACAUUAUGUACACCUGUCAUUGCUAAGUACGUGGGUAGAUGCACAGACAAUGAAGGACUAUGGUAGAUUUUUUUGAUGCACAGAGACUAGUUUUAUGGGGAAGGGAUGUCAUGACUGAAGAUUCUCUGAUACUGAACAAGUGUGUCCUCUUUAUUGCUAAAAGCUAAGCAGCAGAUGGCCUCCAUUUUAGACUGAGAAGCUGGUAUAUGACACCUCACCCUGAAGACCAUAUCAAACUGUCUCUGAAUUCCAUGAUCACGCAUCGGUUUUGAGACCAUAAUUUAUUACAUAAAGCUCAAAUAUACGGUUUGCUGAAGAUAAAUAUUUUAAUCAUUGAAUGUAAAGACACUCCUAAAAUAAAUAAAAAUGCUUGA
Messenger RNA from Salvelinus fontinalis (brook trout), 3268 nucleotides. RefSeq names its product phosphatidylinositol 4-phosphate 5-kinase type-1 beta-like. The record is from RefSeq and is a predicted model, not a curated record. The coding region runs from base 408 to 2006 and encodes 532 amino acids. NCBI's taxonomy places the organism in Eukaryota, Metazoa, Chordata, Actinopteri, Salmoniformes, Salmonidae. Gene Ontology annotation, molecular function: phosphatidylinositol kinase activity. The transcript has 15 exons. Gene Ontology annotation, biological process: phosphatidylinositol metabolic process.